Salvia hispanica is the source of this 1356-nucleotide messenger RNA. The record is from RefSeq and is a predicted model, not a curated record. NCBI's taxonomy places the organism in Eukaryota, Viridiplantae, Streptophyta, Magnoliopsida, Lamiales, Lamiaceae.
AUGGCAACAAUCACUCUUCCAAGGUCCAUCGUGAUCAAAUCCAAAGCUUACCGCGAUAAAGGCUAUGCUUACUUCAAGGCAGACGGCGCCACCGUACUUAUCAGAGGAGACGACAUAUUCAGCACGCUCGUCAAGAUUGAGUCGGAGAUGGCAACAAUCAACGACAAAUGCAUCAACCUACGAUUCGGUUACUUCAACAGAUACUGGCAGCAGAGCGGAAACAGCAACUUCAUCGUUGCUGAAUCCGACCAGCCACAGGAGGACGUCACAAAGCCCUCCUGCACCUUGUUCGAGCCCGUCAAGGUUGAUGAUAACGGCGUCUUCUACUUUACCCACGUCCAGAGCGGAAGGCGCGUGUUGGUAGAUAGCCUGACCAUGGGCUUCUACGUCGAUGAAAAGGCCGGAGAUGAUGAGAAAGCCUAUCUAACUUUUGUGGAUUGGACCACAUUAGUUAAACUGCCUCCCAACAUAUCAUUAAAAGUGGAUAACGGAAAGUAUCUGAGAACGCGGUCGCCAAUUCUGGAGUUCGUAUCUGAAGAUCGUAACAAACAAGAUUCGAGCUUUGUAGUGGAACUGCAGCCGGACGGACAUGUCAAAAUCGGGCAGGGGCAGGCUUUAUCGACUAGAUCUUACUGGGGCGAGAUCGCUGCUGCAUCAUAUAUGUUUUGGCCGAUUAAAAUCGAUGAAACUUCAAUCGCCUUUCGCAGUCAGUACAUCCAGAAUUUCUGCUGCCGUCGCGAGAGAAAUCCUAUUUCAGGCGAGUUGGAGAAUUUUCUAAGAGCGUCAGCUAACAGUAUCACGAAAGAAGCAAUAAUGGAAGUGCAGGAAUCGUUGUUGUCGAGAAAGAUCUACAACGUGAGGUACCAGAUGGAGUAUGCUCAGAUUUUCAACGAGGCGCCUUUCGUGGCAGGCUCUACCUCGCUCAGUAACCCGAACGAGGGGGUGGCUACUGUCCAGGCCUCAAUUACAUAUACAGAUGAAAAAUCCUACUCUUUUACUCGAAGCUUAUCGUUGACCAGGGGAGUCAGCAGCACCAUCGAAGUUGGUGUGCCCAUCAUUACAAGCACUUCAAUUACGGUGAGUUAUGAGAUAAAUGGGUCGUUCGAGUGGGGUGAAACCAUGACAACCUCAACGUCGGUUACAGCUACCGGGAUAGUUCCCGUGCCUGGGAAGAGUAUGGUUAUUGUGGAUUACGUUGGAACAAGAGGCAUCUGCAAUAUUCCUUACUCUUACACUCAGCAAGACACGAGUUCCAUCGAUGGAAAAAUUGUUAAUACGAUUCUUUAUGAUGGUAUCUACAGUGGCGUCAGUUAUUACAACUUCAGCUUCAAUGUCAGAGAGAUUAAGUCACUCUGA